This is a messenger RNA of Girardinichthys multiradiatus, 1619 nucleotides long. It is a transcript of the gene lrrc3ca, whose product is annotated as leucine rich repeat containing 3Ca. The coding region runs from base 567 to 1361 and encodes 264 amino acids. The transcript has 2 exons. Lineage: Eukaryota; Metazoa; Chordata; Actinopteri; Cyprinodontiformes; Goodeidae. The record is from RefSeq and is a predicted model, not a curated record. Gene Ontology annotation, molecular function: protein binding.
GUGAAUAAAUGCGUUCAGCUGGACUAUCACAAAAGCUAUUUACAUGAAUUUCCUCUGCAUGCACUCAGCCCCCUUUCAGCUGCAGCUGCAGAGAGCCAGCACGCCCUUCAGUGUGCGCUCACUCAACGCUUCGUGCGUCCCGCGCCUAUACUCCCUGCAUUCAUCGGGGGAGUUUCAUUUACAAUUUUUAAGAAUCCUUAACAAAGUAUACAACCCCGGGACUGUCAGUUCACGCCGCGUGGUUUUAUGGUUGCGUGGAAACAAAGAGGCUUCGUUCAGUGGAGGGAGCCUGGGAGUGCAGGAGCGUUUAGCACGUCAUGGUAGCCAGAGCGGCUCUCGGCGCAAGUUUAAAGGGCAGCGGGGAGGACUUGUUGGAACCGGACCAAUACACGGCACUGAUCGGUCCUUGCGUUGAUCUGCAGCGGGACGUUCCACUUAUUCAGAAACGCACCAUGGAGAGGAGAGCAGAAACGGGAAUAACGACGUUCGACAGCAACUGGGGAGGCUGAUGUGGAUUUCAACCCUGAACUCCUGCUGUCUUCCCUGGAGCAUGCUCGUAUUCCACAAUGCCCCUAGCUGCAGUCUGGCUGCUGCGUUACUCGGUGGUCAUGUGUUUGCUGUUGCACAGUUUGGUCUUGAUGACCACUUGCUUCCAUCACGCUGCCACUGCUUGUUCCAAGAAUUGCUACUGCUCUGAGACAGAGAGUGAAGGCAAGACAAUGCGUUGCAGCAACCUGCAGCUCACAGAGAUCCCAGAGGACAUCCCCAAUGACACGCGACGUGUCUACCUUGACUUUAAUCUGAUAACUGCAGUUCCAACAAAUGCUUUUGCCAGUUUGACCCAUUUAUUUGAACUGGACCUAUCACACAAUGAGAUAGGCCAGCUGGAACCUGGUGCCUUCAGAGGGCUUGGCUCCUCUCUACAGUUCCUAGAUCUGUCUUCAAACAAGUUGGUGAAUUUUAACCCGGACGCCUUUGAGGGCCUUCGAGCUCGUGCCAACCUAACAAACAACCCAUGGCUUUGUGACUGCAAUCUGCAGAUGGCUCUGCCCCGUGUGGAUCUGGAGCCGGCCUCACUGACAGGCAUUGUGUGCCAGACUUCUGAUCCAGAGGAAAUAGGAGUUCAAGGACUCGCCUUCCUUUUGGAACCAGAUAUAGACUUGUGUGUGGUGAUGAAAAGGACUACAGACGUAGCCAUGCUGGUUGUAAUGUUUGGCUGGUUCACCAUGGUUAUUUCCUACCUGGUCUACUAUGUCAGGGCAAAUCAGGAGGAUGCCCGCAGACACUUGGAGUAUCUCAAAUCGUUGCCUAGCAGGCAGGGCAAAUCAGAGGAGUCCUCCACCAUUAGCACCGUGGUGUAGAGUUGAUUGAACCACAAAUGCUAUAUAGCAACAAGCAUGUUUGGCAUGUAUCUAGACAGUGAUCGUGAGUCUCAAGUUUUGCCCUGCUGUUAAAAGAUAAUAAAACAUUUGCCUACAAAGAAAACCGAGAUGGAUGUAAUGUAGUCCAGAUUAAUAAUUCAUCUUUCAAGAGGCCAUUAGAACGUUUUGAUAGCUGAGUUGAUGGCCUUGCCUGUGUGCUAAGGAAAUAAAAAGCAGUGGCAUUUUUUGUGAACUCCA